Messenger RNA from Mycena citricolor, 3167 nucleotides. The record is from the annotation of a GenBank genome assembly. NCBI's taxonomy places the organism in Eukaryota, Fungi, Basidiomycota, Agaricomycetes, Agaricales, Mycenaceae.
AACGAACGCGAAACAACGACACCGAGCGUCGGGCGCACGCUGCUGUGUCAGCGCCACAAUCCAAUCCCGUGGCGGGGGGGCCAAGGCACGCGCGGGUGAUAGCCUUCCCAACCGUGCGAGCGCUUUGCGUAAGCAGCUGAGGCCUAGAUUAUUUUGCGGAGCGUACAGUGUCGACCAUGCAUGCGCCACACUUUCGUGGACCUGAUAUCGAUGAACGCGCUGAUAGGCCCCACGCAUCUGUGCUGGCGCGAUCAGUGGUGGAGUGGGCGAUUGCUGAGAUGGGGACUCGAGGGGGAGGAUGAUUGGGUGACAUAAUGGCGAUGACUGCGCGCGCGCGCUGCAGCGUCGUAUUAAUCCGUGCUUCCGCAGGCUGGGUAAACGUUGCUGGGGGGACACGUCGUCAAAAGGCUGGGGCGAGACGAAGAAGCAGCGGGGCGUGGGUAUAAGUAGAGCGGGCUGUUGCUGUGAUGGACAGAACAUCCUCUCCCACACCGCGUCCAUCCACCCACUCCCACCACUACUCAGAAAUGUCGAGCACGUACUCCGUCGUCAUCACCGGUGCUAACCAAGGCCUGGGCUACCACACGGUGCACCAGAUCGCACAGCAGCCGCACAAACUCGUGUUCAUGGGCGCGCGCCGGAUGCCUGCGGCCGAGGCCGCCAUCGCGCAGAUCGUCGCGGACGGCAUCCACCCGACGUCCGCCGUCGUCGCGGUCUACCUCGACCUCGCGAACGAGCAGUCCAUCGCCGACGCGGGCGUCGCCGUCGCCGCUGCGCUCAAGGAGCGCGGGCUCUCGGGGAUCGAUGCGCUGGUCAACAACGCCGCGAUGGCCGACGGCCCGCCCGCGCUCGUGUUCAGCACGAACAUCGCAGGCACGAUGGCGGUCAAGGCCGCGUUCCGCCCGCUGCUCAAGGCGGGCGGCACGAUCGUGAACGUGUCGUCCGCGCUCGGCUCGCAGGGCCUCAACGCCGCGCGCCCGAAGGUGCCGACGCGCACGCUCGAGACGUACGGCGCGAGCAAGGCCGCGCUGAACAACCUCACGCUGCAGUGGGCGUACGAGGAGGAGGAGAGCGGCUCCGGCGUGCGCGUCGUCGCGCUCGAUCCCGGUCUGACGACGACGACGAUGACGAGCACGCGCUCGUUCCUUGCUGGCCACGGGGAGUCCCCCGCGGUCGCGUGCAAGGUCAUGGUCGACGCCGCGUUGGCGACGGAGGGCAAGAGCGGCGUCUUCUUCGACAAGAACGGAACGAUUCCGUGGUAGUCCUGGCGCGCAGCCAUGGUAGCGCCUCGUUCUAUGCCAAUAGCUUUCCUGGUCACGUGGGCGCGUUAGCCACCAGUUUUGCUUGUACAUCAUCAGUAAUACCCUAUACCUACAAGAUAUUGAACAACACAGACGACCUCAUGCGAAGCCUGUUUCCACGACGAUCUUUCCGUACACUUGCGGUCCAUACGUCCAGGAACAAGCUUCGGGAAAUCCGCCGCCGCCACGCCCCGGAUGAACUCCACAUCCGGCCGGCGGCUGCAUGGCUAUCCGCAGCACCAGCUGCAGCCUGGUUCUUCGUGCUACGCGUGUAGAUUGACCUGCAGCCGCCUCAGCCACAACACGCCUUUGUUCAACAUUCAGUCGCUCCCGCACCAUCUGCGUGCUAAGUCUGAAUGCAGCCUGGGAGACAAUACCCUCUGCGUUCGGAUCGCGUCACCAGUGACUCCUCGUGCGCCGGGAAGGAAGGUCAGACCAGAGAGCGUAUCCAAGCAAGCAGAAAGAAACUACGGAAUUCAGGUGGACGAUCGUAGCUAUCCGCUCUCGCACUGCGAUCGUUCGAUUGUACGUCUUGAACCUACGCCUCAUCGAACGCGCCUUCCCUCCCCGCAUGGACUCAGUAUCGUGACCACCGCCUCCUCCUACUCGGCAGACCACGUUAGCUCGCCCGGAUCGAGCGCCACAACGCCCUAGUGAGUGAGUGAGUGCGGCUCGCUCUCCACAUGGGGUCGUGUCGUGACGCGCGAGAAGCCGGGAUUUGCGUCGCGUCGAGAUCAGUCCGGGAAGUGGGCUUUGGGGUGGCACGAUUACUGAGAGCACGAGGUCGUAAAAAGAAGAAUCGCGUCGAUGGUGCAUUUGGACUGGCAGAAUCGAAUACGUCUUGGGCACUGCCAUACAUCAAACAUGUUUUCGGAUAUUGCCGGUGUUCUUUCGGACAUUACCGAUGUUCUUUGGGGUCAUUGCCGAUGUCCCUUGAGCAAUCCCGACUUGAUGUAUAUGCCGAAAGUUCAAGCGCCUGAUCCACUGGUUCUGUCUACAAUGCUGGACGUCCAUAACACGCUCGUGUACCCAUCUGGCCGCAAUACGUGUCGCGACGUGUCCUGUGCGUGUCGACACGCAGUGACUCACAGCCCGCGCAGCUGCGUCCAUCUAUGUAAGCAUCCAAGCGGGACCACAAUCGGACUACUACACGGCUCCCGCUCUUGCUCUCCUAUGCGCCUGCACACACCCGCACUCCGCCCGGUGCGUCACAUCGUGUCCCGCAUGAUCCGGGUGGGCUGACCGCGCCCGCCAGGCCCUGCACCGCGCCCAGGCGCCCCCACGGAUGGCAGCGGAGCGUGAGUGUGAUAUUAGAUAGUACGGGUGGGCAUCGCUGACUGACCUCAUCCUCCCCCCGGCUCGCAGGACGCAGAGGCAGAGGAUCCUGACGAAGGGCGACAACAACGACGCGGACGACCUGGUGCUGUACCGCGGCAGGGAGCGGCUGGCGCGCGAUAACGUGAUCGGGACUGUGAGAGCGUACGUCGGGCUCGCUGUAUCGACUGCUGCCACGACUAACUACUCUGGCACAGGAUCCUCCCGCGGGUUGGAUACGUGUCGAUCUUAUUUGUGAGCGCGCCGGAUUCCCUGCACCAUGCGGCAAGUAGAUGUAGUAGUGCUGAUUGGUGUGCGUCCCAGAACGAAUGGCCGCGCCUGCGCGCCGCCGUAUUUGGCGUUUUAACAUUGUGGGGCGUGAUCUCAGGCCGUAGCUAGCUAGCUAGGUCGGGAGUCGAACCACCGCCCAGGCGAGAGAGAGAGCGAGAAAGGCUCGCCCGCAUUAAUGAAAUCGAAGGUGUCCAGGAUCAGCAUAAGCUAGGGCUCUACUGCUAACGCAAAGUAAAGUAAAGCCACGAGAAGGGGGGAGAA